AUGGAGGGUAACUGCAGCGGGCCGCAGCUGCAGCUGCUGCAGGAGCAACAGCGGCUGCUGCAGCACAGGCAGCAAAAAGAGCAGUUGACGGGGCUUGUAGGCGCAGCACCAGAAGCGCAUCCAGCUGAAGCUUCACUGCCGUUGCUGGAGGGGGGGCCGCUAGCUGCUGAUGCCCCACACGCCUCUGAUGCUGGUGCUGCUGUCGCUGCUGCUGCGCUGACUUCCCCUGGCCUGACCAGCAGCAGCAGCAGCAGCAGCAGCAGCAUUCACUGCACAAUGCCUAUUGCUGUUCCAGAACUGCGAAAUAGACGCAGCAGCGGCCACUUCUUCCGCACCCCGGGCCCCCAGGUGUCGCCGCCGCAGCCGCAGCCGCAGCACCUGCAGCUGCAGCAGCAGGUGCAGCAGCACUUGCUGUCUCUGAGCCCUCCAUUCAAAAGCAUUGCCUGUAUCUCUACAGCUCACACAACACCCGUUGAGCUCUUCGCCCCAGAGGCACCCCUGAAGGUCUGGACAGAUACAGCAGCAGCAGCAACAGCAGCAGCAGCUGCUGCUGCUAUUGCCCCAGACUCUCCAUCACCAGCUGCUGCUGCUCCUGCAGAGGAGCAGCAGCAGCAACAACGGCGCAGCCUUCUGCAUGUGCAUCGUGAAGCUGAAGCUGCUACUGCAAAGGCAGCAGCAGAAGCAGCAGCAGCUGCUGCAGCUGCUGCGGCCGGAGACGACAAGUUGUAUACGCACAACGCUAGAUCCAUUACUGCCCGCGGUAGCUUCCCUAGGCAACCGAUGCUGCAAGGUGAACAGGCGCAGCAAAAACAGCAGCAGCAGCAGCAGCAGCAGCAGCAGCAGCAACAGCAGCAACAGGUUUUGCGGAGGGCGCCUAAGGAGCCCCAGCUGCAGCCGCAUCCGCCACGAAGGGUUUCUCCCGCUAUAAGUGUGGGCGGCCCUUGCUCUCUUCCUCUCAGCAGCAGCAGCAGCAGCAGCAGCAGAUGCGGGAGCUCUGGUGCGUUUGCUUUGCCUCAGCUGAGGCCCGGCAAGGAGUGGCAGCAGCAGCCGACACAGCAGCAGCAGCAGCAGCAGCAGCAGCACCGGACGGAAGGUCUCAGCAGCAGAAGCAGCAGCACAAGCAUCCGCCCGUUGGUUUCCUCCCCAGCAUCAGAGGCGGCGCAUGCAGUAGCAGCAGCAGCCCGUGCUGCUGCUGCUGCUGCUGCUGCUCGCUUCUCUGACAGUACUGCUGCAGAUGCAGCAGCUGCUGCAGAGGCUGCGAAGGAUUUCAAGAGACGCCCGAAGGGGCACCGUGACCAGCAGCAUCAGAAGCACCAGCAGCAACAGCAGCAGCAGCAGAAGCAGCAGCAGCAACAGCUGCAGCAGCAGCAGGACGCCCGCUGUUUGAGACAGUCGAAGCAACAAGCUGCGGAUACACCACGCUCGCCUCCCCAGCUCCGGCAGCACUUGCAGCAGGACUUGAAGCAGCAGCAGCAGCAGCAGCAGCAGCAGCAGCCGCGGAAGCAUCAGCAGCAACACCAGCAGCAGGGCAGGGUGCAGCGCGAGCAGCAACUCCUUGAGAGCUUGCUGAGGAAGCACGUGGGGAGGGGGCUGACGGACAGCCGAGUGUCUCGUGUGCUGCAGCAGCAGCAGCAACAGCAGCAGCAGCUGCUGCUGCCCUUACCUUCUCUGAGGCAGAAGCUGAAAUGGACUGCAGCAGCAGAUGCCCCUGCUGCUGCUACAAAAGCAGCCAAUGAAGAGGAACUGCAGCUACUGCUGCAUCUGCUGCAGCAGCAGCUGCUGCCAGAAGAAGCAGCUGCAGCAGCAACCGCAGUUGAUUUCUCUCGUAUUGGCGACAAGGACAGGCAAGCGCCAAACCCUAAACCCUAA
Molecule: messenger RNA, 1869 nt
Organism: Eimeria mitis
Lineage: Eukaryota; Apicomplexa; Conoidasida; Eucoccidiorida; Eimeriidae
Source: RefSeq, a predicted model, not a curated record